AUGUUCAAGAAGAAGCCCAACAUCAAACCGCUUAGUCCGCUCAAGUCGUCAGAGCGCCGCAGAACAGCCGAUCAAAUCAUAGCUGAUUUCCAAAUUCCGACCCCCGUCGACCCGAACGCAGAUCCAGAGGAUAAGGCCGCCUCUACCGCUGGCCUCACUGCUUUGAGGAAGUCGCUGCUGCCCGAGAACGCGCUCUCUGCACGCUUCACAACGACCGCUGGGCCCGACCUGAAGCAAGUCUCGGGCACGGUAUAUGUUGGUAGUCAUGAAGGGACCGGAGAUGAGCAGAGGAUACUGUGGGCCAAGGUUGGCGAAAAGAUGUACCCUACCGUUUACACGCUCUGGCACAACCCCGGUAUUAUACCGCUGCUCUACACUCCCUCUUUUGUCGUCGAGAAACUGCAGGGCGGUGCAGAUCUCAUGACCCCGGGACUACAACGCGGCCCGCCUUUCCCGAAGAAGGCCACCAAGGGCGCAGUAGUCGCGAUCGCGAGUUUGGAGAGCCCCACAGUACCCAUGGCAGUCGGCACCUGCGAGAUCGAUGUUAGCUCUCUAGGCAGUGUACAGGGUAUGAAAGGUCAUGCUGUUUCGACAUUCCAUUGGGCUGGUGACGAGCUGUGGUCAUGGAACCCGGCUGGUAAGCCGGGCUCCGAACCGCCAGCUUCCUUGCAGGGAUGGGAUGAUGAGAACGAGGAUACAGCAUUAGCAGCGCAGACUGCCGGCAUGGAUCUUCAAGAUGAUCAGGAAGGCGGCAUUGCACUAAGUGCGGGCCCUGCCGAGCGAUCAGAGGCCGAAAAGUCACAGGGACUUGAAGAGAUCGAUGACGCCUUCCGAGAUGCAUUUCUCUUCGGCGUGCGCUACCAUAAAGACCAUAAUCGGAACCACCCCACUUUCGGCCUGGAAUUUCCGCUGUCACAAUCCAAGGUCAUGUCACUCCUGGUUCAACCAUUUCUACCGACGUAUACACCAGCAAGAACCGCCUCUUUACAGAUAAAGAAGACGAGCUGGAAGAACAUCCGGAAGUUCAUAAAGUAUUUGGACAAGCAGCAGAUUAUCAAAUCUAAAGAACAGAACGGCAAUGAAACAGUAGUAAUGGACAUCGACUUCAACGAUAGACAUGUGGAAGCUUUCGUGCCGUAUCGGUUGCCGAAAAAAGACGCGCCGACACCGUCAAGUACGAACGGCAAGCCCGCUGCGCCCUCGUCCGCCGAAUCGUCCGUGGGACAGAAGCUCAAACUGGUUUUCUUGCUUCGUCCGAAAGAGAAGCUUGCGCCGAUAUUCCACGUCUCCAAGGCUGAUCCCCGUGGCUUAUACACGCCUGCAGAGCUAAAGCAGGUCUUGAUAGCCUACAUAGAGGCAGAAAAUCUAGUCUCGGAGAAGAACAAGCGGCUCAUCAAGAUUAAUCCCCAGCUUGCGGACUCGUUGCUCGGCUCUUCCGCAGCAGAUAACGCAGCACUCGCGUCAGCCGGUGCGCCACCGAAGAUUCAAAUCUUGUUAGAGACCCGCAGCGGAAACAAAACGGUGACCAAAGUGAGCGGUGUCGAACCGUACCACAUUGCACCGCAACCGCUUGCAGAUGAAUUACGAAAGACCUGCGCCGGUAGUACGAGUGUAGACCGACUCCAGGGCAGCAGCCCGAAGAACCCGGUAAUGGAGGUCAUGGUACAAGGUCCUCAGAAAGACGCCAUCAUCAAAGCACUGGAGAAACGGGGAGUUAACAAAAAUUGGAUAGAAAUAGUAGACAAGACAAAGAAGAAGCGAUAG
Messenger RNA from Didymosphaeria variabile, 1764 nucleotides. RefSeq lists its product as uncharacterized. The transcript is spliced from 6 exons. Lineage: Eukaryota; Fungi; Ascomycota; Dothideomycetes; Pleosporales; Didymosphaeriaceae. Gene Ontology annotation, biological process: translational initiation; formation of translation preinitiation complex. The record is from RefSeq and is a predicted model, not a curated record. Bases 1 to 1764 code for a protein of 587 amino acids. Gene Ontology annotation, molecular function: translation initiation factor activity.